GCGGCAGCCGCUUUGUUGAUGGGUUGGUUGCGUCAGCCAAUGACGGCGGAUCGCGAACUCGAAAAAGGCUAUUUGGCAUGAUUUUCGGCUGCUGCUGUAGUGUUGCCUUCUCAAGACUUUUUUUAUUGAACGGGCAGCACUAUAUCAAGCGACAUGUACCUGGGGACGGCUCGGGAUGCACAUAGUCCGCUCUAUUUUGGCAGCCUGUUCUCUCCUUCUUUCUAGCCAGCGCAAUUCGCUACUUUGCCGGUUCUGUUUAUUAUUCGCCAAAUACCAAACCGCAUACCCGCACGCAGUGACACCAACCCACCGACCCCCUUUUUCGAAUGAAGUACAGCUUUGUGUUUGGCAAGCUGGGCAGGGACUCGGCGUCUUCGCAGGACAACGACGCGGCGGCAGCCGCAGCAGGAGCGCCGGGCGCAGUGUCCACAGCCGAGACUGCCGACAUGCACGCAGAUUUUGUAUGCACCGAGCGGUUUGCUGACAACUUUUGGUCCGAAGACGGCCGGUGUGUAUCGGUGCUCACUACAAAGCUCAAGAAUGCAAAGCAGUCGUGCCUUGACCUGCUGACGAUGGUUAGCAAGCGCGCCGAGAUCGAAGAGGAGCUGGGCAAGAAGAUGCUGAAGCUGAAGGUGGGCACGAUUAAAGAUGCGUUUCGGUGCGUGCGCGUUGAGAUGGAGAACACGGCCAAAACACACCUUGACUUGGCCAAGCAGCUGCGCACUGAGCUCGAGAAGCCGUUCCUGGGCUUCAUGGACGACCAGAAGCGGAAACGGCGGGCACAGACCUCAGAGGAGCGGUCCCAGCUGCGUGGCAUGAUUCGGAAGCUGCAGGACAAGCGCCGCAGCGACACCCGCAAAGUUGGCGACCUGGAGCUGCAGGUCAACGGUCUGCAUGGCAUGGGUGACCCAAAGCUCCGGAACAAGCUGGAGCGCGCACAGGCGCAGCAGCGGGCCACUGAGAAGGAGUAUGUCGAUGUGCGCCAGCGCCUGCAUGAUGCCGACCAGCAGUGGUACCAUGUCUGGCGCAGUGCCUGCGAUGUCUUCCAGGUCCUUGAGGAGCAGCGUAUUUCGUAUCUGAAGCAUAUUGACCUCGAGCGCAUUGACGUGGCCAGCGACAUCUCGGCGUUUAUCAGGACAUUUGGCACUGGCGGACCGGAUCCAGAGCUGGACCCCGAAGGGGCUAGGGCUAGCGCAGACAGAAUGUCGCAGGACGCGGGUUCUGGCAACUCUCGGUCACAGUCAACAGUGCUCGGAACAGUAAGCUCUGCCGUACCCACGCCCGAGAGCACCAGGCCAAUUCAUCGCACGCCAACAAGCAACAGCCAGGAUAGUGUCCCCACUGAGAGCCAUGGUGGCGCCAUGGCUGGGUCUGUCUCGCAACAGCCUCUCGGAAUGGAUCCACGUCAGCAGCACGGCCCGCCUCUGCCAGUGCGCAAUUCAUCCCGCCCAGUGUCCAUGCACGCACAGGGAAUGCAGGCACUGGCAGGUGCGUCUGCUGCUGAAGCAGCGUGGAAUGACCGUCCAAGGUCGUCAAUGCAGCAGGGAUCUUCAUUCAAUGGUGCUGCUGCCCAUUAUCGUCGGUCGAGCAACGCGGACGUGUACAACACUCUCAGCAGCAGCAGCCAGCAGCAGCAGCAGCCAUCACCGCAACAGCGGCGUAACCAAGCCCCUGCUUCGCGCCCUGCAGACACUCUUUAUAGCGGAACAGUUAACGGCAUCAGUGCUGGCAUCCCAGCGCCGAUGGCGACGCAACGGCCAAGCACACCGGGCCAGAUGGGCGACAUUAGCGGCUCGUAUUCUGCAGGCCAGCAACCAGCCCCCACGCAUAGGCUCACCGCGAUCGCGUGCAAGCACAUUCAAUGGCACGAUGACUGCUCAAACCGGGCAAUUUGGCGCGCUCACUGUCAAUACACAGAUACCGACUCCUCAGCAACAGCAGCAGCAGCAGCCGCAGCAGGCAGCAUAUGCGAUCCCGUACCAGCAGAAUGGCGCGCCAAACUCGUUUGCCAGGGUCGCGCCCGGUUUCUGUCAUGCAGAAUCCGCAGUACCAGUCGCCACAGUUUAUCCCAGCGAACAUGGUGUCACGCCCGCCUACGCAAAUGUCGCAUUCGCCCCAUCAGCAAUAUCAGCCACACCAGCUCCACCAACGGACGACCUAGCCAGCAACAGCAACAGCAGCAGCCAGCUCAUGGAGAGCCAAACUUCACCAAGGACCAGCGCGAGAUCAUCUCAUACGUGAAAGGCAAUCUGACGAUUCGUGAAGGUGACAUCAUCUCUGUGCUCCAGGUCAAUCCGGACGGCUGGCGCGGCGUGUUUCCUUCCAACUUUGUUGAUCCCAUCUCCAACUUGACUGCCAGCUAGGCUUCCUUUGAAUUAUUUUCUAGUUUCAAUUGCCAUUAUAUCUGUAACCACUCGCCGUGACGUG
Messenger RNA from Linderina pennispora, 2427 nucleotides. RefSeq lists its product as uncharacterized. The transcript has 18 exons. Gene Ontology annotation, cellular component: cytoplasm; plasma membrane. Gene Ontology annotation, molecular function: protein binding. NCBI's taxonomy places the organism in Eukaryota, Fungi, Kickxellomycota, Kickxellomycetes, Kickxellales, Kickxellaceae. The coding region runs from base 327 to 2363 and encodes 678 amino acids. The record is from RefSeq and is a predicted model, not a curated record.